AUGCAACCAGUCGUUAAAGAAGUUUAUGAUGAUCUUAAAUCUAUAACACCAGAUAAUACAAUGAUGAACAGUCCAAUGGCUGCUCAAAUGGGUUUGGGGCAGGCUAGUAAUCCAAACCCAAUUGCAUCGGGUGCCAUGCAACGUGGCAUGGGAAAUAUAUCUCCUAACCAAAUGUCUCCAGGAAUGGGAAAUACAAAUAAUAUUUCGAACCAUACUCAUGGACCGAAUGUGCGUUUUGGUAAUCCCAAUAUGGAAAAUAAUAUGCAAAUGGGUACAGCAAGUACUCAACAACAGCAAUUGGGUCAGAUGGCUCAACCGAUGGAUGGAGCAGGCCAACAUAUGGGUGGAGCAGGCCAACAUAUGGGUGGAGCAGGCCAACAUAUGGGUGGAGCAGGCCAACAUAUGGGUGGAGCAGGCCAACAUAUGGGUGGAGCAGGCCAACAUAUGGGUGGAAUGGGAGCUAAUAUUGUUAAUAUGAUGCUGGGUGAUACGAAACCUAGAAAUUUCCCAAAUCAGGGUAGCUCUCAAGGAGGUAUGGGCAAUGUUGGUGCGCUAUCACCCGAAAUGAAUAUGUCCUCGAAUAUAAAUGGUUAUCCAGGCCAGUAUAAUUCGGGGACAUCUGGCAGCCCAGGACAGUUUAAUAAUAACAUGAUGCAAGGAAAUCCAGGAGCUCAAAUGCAAAAUCCAAAUCAAUACAUGUCACAGCCAAACAUGUAUGCUGGCGGCAAUGCAGACAUACAAGGGAACCCCAUGAACCGGAAUAUCAAUCAAAUGAACCCUGGCUCACAGCAGAAAGGCCAACCAAUGAAUGCCCAUAAUGUUUAUGGUCAGCACAAUGCGGGUAUUACAAAAUUUAAUGAAAUGUUCCCAGGCGUAAUGCAAGGAGGAGAUCUUGGAUUUGAUCCCAUGGCAAUUGCUAUUCAGAUGAAUCCAGCGAAUCAGCAAAGGGCUGCUAUGGAUACUAUGCAGAAAAUGAUGAUGAGUAAUAGUGGCAACAAAUUAAAUCCUUCACUUUUACAACCUGUUAUAAACGCCACAAACGCGGCGAUGACUAAUUUAACUCAACAACCAGUAAAUCAAGCCCCUAAUCAACAAAAUGCUCUUCCUUCAACUGCUCAGCCUGGUGGUAAUGUUGGAGCCGUACCUGUUUAUAAUCAGCAAGUACCGCAACAACAAGUAUAUACUGCUCUUACUGGUGAUCCAACAACCCACCAGCAACAAGUACCUCAAGGACAAGUACCCUUACAACAAUAUCAACAACAACAACAACAGCAGCAGCAGCAAAUGGUGGAUCCUAAUACAGGAGCGGCUGUCUCCGGUAAUCUUCCGACAGUAUACGAAAAUUCAGAAGAUUUUACGCCCAGUCCAGAAGGCUCACCGCCUACUCGAUCGCCGCCUCCAACUAUGCAACAAAUGAUUAAAGAGCCUAUAUUUCCCGCGGAUACUUCUAAGAAUAUGCCACCUACUAAUCCUCAAAAAAUAUAUCACUACAAUACUUUGGGUCAACCAGUUGAAAUGCUUCCGGCGGAUGUUUAUCGUUUUCCAGAACCGAGUCUACCGCAAACUUUAUCGCCUCAGUCGAUUACAAGAACUGAUCCAGGCAGAUAUAGUAAUGUGAAGUCGACUGUGAGCAAAACUUCACUUAUUGGAAAUCGUCCUGUUGGCAGAAAUCCAAGUAAAAGCCAGUUACAACAUAUUUACAAUCAAUAUAAAGGCUCUCAAUCAUAUACACAGCAGAAUGUGAAAUCCCCUAACAACGGACAUUCUUAUUCCGAUGGUCAUCUUAAUAUUUCCAAAGAUAACAAUAAUCGUCAAGCCCAUAUUGAAAGGGUUGGCGGAGAUAACGUUGCAAAUAACAAUAUGGAGGCGAACGGUCCUGCUAGUGUGGAUGUACUAAAACCUAGUCAAGUUGGAGAUAUUCCACUGUCAAACAAACCCCCUUCUGAAACUGAAAAGACAGUGAUUGUUGAUUUUGGUGAAUUAUCAACAAAGAUGUCUCUCUUUGGAUCAUUGAUGGGCGACGUGGAGGAUGAUCCAUUUUUCGGAUCUCACAUGCGACAAAUGCGCCAGAUGAACAAUAUGAUGAACUCCUUGUUCGCGGAUCCCUUCGGCAUGUUUGGAGGUGAGGGUCCUCUAUCCAUCAUGGGCCCUCGUCAUUCUAAUGCAAUGAUGCCUUUCAUGCCUCAGAUGCCUGCACUGAAUAGACUUUUUACUGAUAUGGGCAGUGGCAACAUGCAUCAUGUUCCUGGUAGCUCCUUCAGCAGCAGCACGGUUGUCAUGUCCAGCGGACCUGGCGGAAAGCCACAGGUAUUCAGUUCCACCAGCAGCACAAAGAUUGGUCCAAACGGCAUUAAGGAGACAUGCAAGACGGUGCAGGACUCUCGCACUGGCACCAAGAAAAUGGCUAUUGGUCAUCACAUUGGCGAAAGGGCACACCUGAUAGAAAGGGAGCAAAACUAUUACACAGGCGAUGCUGAAGAGCGACAGGAGUUUAUCAACCUGGACGAAGAAGAGGCUGAGGACUUCGACAGGGAGUUCCAAUACAAAGCUGGCAAUGGCAACGUUCGUGGUCGCCCCGCCAUACAAGCCGCCCGUCGCGAGCCUCAACGUCUCGCCCUGCCCGCCCCACCCCCAGCUAUACAAGUACCCAACCCAAGCGUGCGCGAAGUGUAUGGCGGGUCCCACCCCCAGCGCCACCACCGGCACAAGCAACACAAGGCGCACGCGCACCGACCCGCGCCCUCUGACAACUAGGCCCUCGGAGCCCUGCAGACCCGCUAAAGACCCUCCACCAUCUGGGCUUCGACAGCGGCACUGCCUAUGGUUACACAUCUACUACUAUUUACUACUAUUUAUUUUACUUACCUAAAAGACGACGCUGUUAUAUUUAAUUUAAUUCCUAUUCACAUCGUCAUCAGCCUAUAAGUGCAAAGGCCUCUUCUCACACGGAGCUCCACGCUAGCUCUAGGCGGAUUGGCGAUUUCAAACUUUCAAAUAGGUUCCCUCGCGAUGUUUUCGUGUCGAUGUCAGUGGUGUCAAAAUAAUCUAGAAAGUACUUUGAACUCGGAAAAGGCACAUUGGUACUUGCUAGGUUUCGCAUCCGCACCCUCAUGCAUGAGAAGUGAGCGCCUUAACGUUCUAGGCCACCAAGACAUUCGAUUUCUUUUGCGUAUCCUAAUAUCUAUUGCCAUACGCAUGUAUGGGACAGUCGAGGCCAAAAAAACAGAAAGUGAUAUUCCAUUUUUGUAAUGUAUUUAUCUCUCUAGAGGCCCUAAAUAAUAGAUUUUGUUACUCAUCUAUUCGUAAACUAAUCUAAUGGCAAACUAACAUCUAGGAGAGACUAAAAGGACUUUGUGCCUCAGUGGCGCCAUCUAGCGAGAAUGAAUUUUGCCAAAUUGACUUAUGUAUUCUGAUGAAUUUUUUUUUUGUUUUGAGUUUGAUUUUUGAUUAUAGAAUUAGAAAAUUCUAGAAUUUUAUUUUCGGGUUUGCUGAUUUUGAGUAAGUUACAAAUUGUAUUUAGUUUUCAUUAUUUGUAAGCGUGUAACCUUUGGCGUGCUAUCAAAUAAAACUGGACAGGAUUACCGCGUGUUUAUUGCCAAAAUAUGUUUGAAAAUGUAUUUACGCGGCUUUCCCGAGGUCUUUUGAAAUCUCAAGAUCCUCUUUUUUAGUUAAACAAUCUUGAUCUCGUUUCCUGUCCAUUUUAUUUGUUGGCAAGCCGCUGCCGUUACAAAACGACUCGUGAUAUCGCCUUGUAUCGUGAUUUAUAUUGUCUAAUGACUUCGGACGUAGACUUUAGUGAAAAUGUAAUAAAAUAGGACAUAAUAAUAUUGAAAUGUCAUUGCACCAUUCGGUGCAAAACCUCCUUUUAUUGGACUCUGCACUCAGUAAUCACGACAAAAUGGCGACAAAUUUUCAAAAUGGCUGCUAUUGUUAUUAGAAUUCUUUGAUAUAUGUUAUUUAAAACAAAGAUUACGGUAAUAAUAUCUGUGAAGUUGGACAAUAUCUGUAUAGACGAAACACGUGCCAUGCCUAUGCGCCUCGAUCUCGCGUGUGCGUUCGCGGCGCACAGUGACGAACUGACGCUGUGUUGUUUAUUUAUCAAAAAUCGCGCAAUUUUUUCCCUAAUAAAAUAAUAAUGCUCGAAGCGGCACGUUUCGAACUGCGUAUCAGUAGACAUUUAUUUUAAAGAUGCGGCCGAGUUACAGUACUGUAUAGAUAUUAUUACCGUGACAAGAACACUGUCGUGGUAAUGCGUGCUUUGUCCAAGAUUCCAUAAACUUAUCUACCUGUAUUCUCCCACCUGACAAUCGUACUCUGUGUUAGAAAAAUAGUCUUAUAAAAUUACCGUGUUCUAUAAUCUGUGGCGAUGGUUAUUUUUGCCCCAAUGUUAUUAUAAUCUGUAUUACACGGAAAACGCCAUCUUUUAGUUAUCAACAACGCCAAGCCACAGACUAGUUUAAUAUUUAGGUAGAUUAAAUGUCAUUUUUCUCAAAUCAAUAUUUUGUAGUUCAAAAUAAAAUUAUAAACAUUGUUAUUCUAUAUCGUAAAUUAACGUUGAUUUUUUCGGUAAUUCCUAUACUUAAAAUUAGUAAUUCAUUUCAAAUUUCACAUAUCCGAUUUUUGAGUUUAGAAUUAGAAUGCGUUCGAAAUAUUUAAGUUCUGAUAUCGUAAAUAAGAUUAUGAUUAAUCAUAAAACUCAUUAGUAAUAUAAGUGUCGUACUUAUAAGUUAUUUUUCGAUAAAUUGUUCAAGUUAUUUUUGUCGAGGUCGACUUAUAAAUUUUUGUUCGUCGUUCACUUAUUUAUUCGUCGAUUUCGAUAAAAUAGUUUUUGCAAUACAAUAUCAACAGUUUCCAUAGAGGUUAGAUGUCUAUGUACCCACUAGACGGAUAGUUCACAAAGUAAUAAAUAAGGAUUUUUUUAACUAAGGACCAUUGGCCAUUGAGACAAGUUAUGUUUGCAGCUAAUGUUGGCACGAAUGGCGUAUUGUUAAUACAGAGUAGACUUUGACUGUGAUACCGUAGAGUAUAUUUUGUAUUACCUCGUCGUGCAGCGGUACAAGUUCCAGAAGGUUCCCGCGUAUUAUUAUUGACAGGUCUGAAUGGCUCCUGGCAUUACAUUUACCUCCAUCCCGUCAUUAUCAGUUUGAUUGUCGUAACAACUGUUCUGCACAAAAUUGCAACGGUGCUGGACCGCUACAAAUCGCUCAUUCCUUCAAAUAAAAUUAAUUAUUUUAUUUAUUCUUUUCGUUUUAUUUUAACGCCUUGUUUAUUUAGACCUAAUGAAAUAUUUUUAGACAUAUUAUUGAUGUUAGUUGUAAAGAACCAAUUUAUUACUUGUGUGAGAUAAUAAAGUAGUGAAUUCUCUUAUU
Molecule: messenger RNA, 5369 nt
Organism: Spodoptera exigua (beet armyworm)
Lineage: Eukaryota; Metazoa; Arthropoda; Insecta; Lepidoptera; Noctuidae
Source: the annotation of a GenBank genome assembly